Psylliodes chrysocephalus is the source of this 2937-nucleotide messenger RNA. Lineage: Eukaryota; Metazoa; Arthropoda; Insecta; Coleoptera; Chrysomelidae. The record is from the annotation of a GenBank genome assembly.
CAGCAUUUUGAGAGAUCAUUGUAAUGUCAGUGAAAUGUCAAAAUAAGUUGAAAAUAAUGAAUAGGAAUAUUUUCAGAUAUUAAUAAACGACCUUUAAUUUUAUCUAUAGUCUACAGCUGAUCUACGAAAUCUAGUUACAAAAUUAAUGAUGAGAACGUUCCUUACAAGUAUUAAAAAAUUAUAGUUUAGGUAGGUAAAUAGGUUAACCAAUAAUACAGACAAAUGAUUAUAAGCAAAAUAAUUAUGGCAAGGCACGUUUUAAACAUGUUUUAAACUACCUAAUCUGUAUAAUCGUUUUGCGCAAUCAUAAGUAUUAGAAGUGCUAUUCCUAAUAUAAUCACAUGAUAAUGUUAUUCGGCAGUACACUUUGACUGGACUUGUUUUCUUUUGUGUGCUGAUAACUUGUUAACUAUGACCUUUGUAGAGAUAAAUGACCCCUGUGAAGAGGACGGUAUAUAUAAAGUGGUAAUUUAGUUUAAGUCAUUUAUUGCUUUACUGUUUACUGCAAAUCAUCUGACAUUGUGUUAGUGCUCAUAACCUAAACUCAUUUAAUUUUUCCUGUUUGUAAGCCAAUACACCAUAGUUGUUCCUUUGUGUGUUAUUAGUGUUACUUUAGUUUUUUGUGUAUUAAUUUUGUGAAUUUUUCCUUCGAUCUGGCAGCACAGAGAGGAAUGCUGAGAACUACAAAAGACUGUCUGGGACUUAGAAUUCGUAUCAAUUCUCUUCACCAAACCUGGAAGUGGUUGCAUCAAACUAUUGCCGUUCACGACUAUCUUACUGCCUUAACUUCAGCAUCUAAAAACGUUUGCACAAGCAAUUUUCUAACAAAUUAAGGUAGUUUUUAAAGGCACAGCAUCUACAAAAUUAAUAUUGCUCAAAAACUACACGUAGAAAUAAAAAAUGGCAUUGAUUCAAAGAUCUUACACGAGGGUGUCUACUUUAAUCACCCGUAUUAAUAAAAACUCUUACUCUACUGCGUCAUCCAGGAAUGAGAACAUUAAAAAAUCUGUGUUUAUAUCUCAGUCAAAAGACAUUUACACAAAUCUUGCUUUAGAAGAUUGGUUAUAUAAAAAUUUUGACUUUAAAAAUCACCAUGUGCUAAUGUUGUGGCAGAAUGACCCUUGUGUAGUAAUUGGAAGACACCAAAACCCUUGGUUAGAGGCAAAUGUUACUCAAUUACCAUUAAUUGGUGAACAAGGAGUACAACUAGCUAGACGAAACAGUGGAGGAGGUACUGUAUAUCAUGACAAUGGAAAUUUGAAUCUUACAUUCUUCACACCCAGGGAACAAUAUAAUAGAAAGUACAAUUUGGAAAUAAUUUCCAGAAGUUUAUUUAGGGAAUAUGAUAUGAAAGUGGAUAUUACUCCAAGAGAAGAUCUUGUCAUCAGAAAUAAUAAACAGAUUUCGGGAACAGCCGCAAAGUUGGGAAGAACUGCUGCUUAUCAUCACUGUACACUUCUUGUGAACGUCAACAAAAUGGAUCUUAGCCUUGCCCUUCAAAAACUAGAGGCUGAUAUAAAAACUACUGCCACGAAGUCUGUUAAGUCAAAAGUUAUGAAUUUACGUGAAGAGAAUCCUAAUGUUGAAAUCAGCAAUUUAAUAAAAGCAGUAGGUUGGGAAUACAUGAGAACACAUGCCUUAAAACUUAUAGAUGGGGGCAUGGAACUAGCCAACAAACAAAAUGGCUUUCAAAUGCUUAAUCCUACAAAUGAUUGGUUCCCAGGUUUGAAUGAAAUCAGAAACGAACUCACUAGUUGGGACUGGCAUUACGGCAAGACUCCCAAAUUCGAUAUUACAAAAUCAUUCAAAAUUCCUGAGUACCUACAGGAAAAUUAUGGUAUAAAUGAAGAUUUGAAAGUCACACUGGUAGUUGAACAUGGAAAAAUAUCUGAUAUUUCUCUUUAUGUACCUCCAGGUCUCUCCGCCAAUGGUUUUUCAGGAAAUGCCAAUGUUAUUACAAGUCUCAUAGGGCACACGUUUUCCGACGAUGCUCUAAAUAGCUUAGAAUCCAUGAUAGGUGGAUUAGUAAGUGAAAAAGAUAGAUUCGUUUCCGAAUGUUUGAAGCAAGUGAUGACCUCGUUUUGAUUAAGAUCUGACAGGACCAGUUGAAAAUCUAAAUAAGUCAAAUUUUAUCUUAAAACGCAGUUAAACCAAAUAGAAUUGAAUUAAAAUGUUUGAUACACUUAUAGAUUACAAAUUAAUAUGUUACAGGUAAAUAUUUGUCAGAUUUAAUAACGUAAAUUUAGACCAGUGGUCGCCAACUUUUUCAAUGUGUUUGAGCUACUUUAUGAGAAUUUGCGAAAUUAGCGAAAGCUUUCUAUGAUUUUCACGUCUUUUUAUUUUGAAAAUAUGAGCUAUCAGAAUUGCCUUUGCGAGGAGCGACCACUGAUUUUAGUCCAAUGAACUGAAACUAUUAAAAUUUGAAAUAAACAUUUUUAUUUUUAUAGAUUUUCAAUUUAUUCUGUCUAUGGCUAAAAAAAUUAAUGACUUCAAAACGAAUUAUACUUUUUGCUCAUAAUUAAGUAAUUUUUGUCUCAAAAAAAUCGCCAAAUCUCCUAAUUUUUAAUUAAUACUGCCAAUAUUAAUGCUUUAAGCUAAUUAGAGUUAGAAUUAUUAUAUAGGUAAACACUUUUUCACUAUCAUAGUAUUGAUAAAGUCGAAAGACUUUAUAAAUCAAAUAAAAAUCAUCAAAACGCCCCUCUUCAUUUAUUCAAAAUAUCUUAAGAACCGUCUCUAUAAUCGUCGACUUUCUUUAUCAUUAAAUUGAUUAUUCAACUGAGCAACUUUUUUCCUAUAGUCCUUAUGAUUUAGAAGAUGUGAAAAAGUGUCAACCCUGUAUAUACGAUGUAUCAUGUAGGUUUUAAAAAUCUCAAAGUUUAUCUUCGGUCCAAAGUUCAUAAAAUAUUUCUGUUUUUAUUUCGGAUGUGAUAAGCAAGA